This is a messenger RNA of Acanthochromis polyacanthus (spiny chromis), 1492 nucleotides long. RefSeq names its product NME/NM23 nucleoside diphosphate kinase 3 (gene nme3). The transcript is spliced from 5 exons. Gene Ontology annotation, molecular function: nucleoside diphosphate kinase activity. The record is from RefSeq and is a predicted model, not a curated record. Gene Ontology annotation, biological process: CTP biosynthetic process; UTP biosynthetic process; GTP biosynthetic process. NCBI's taxonomy places the organism in Eukaryota, Metazoa, Chordata, Actinopteri, Pomacentridae. The coding region runs from base 126 to 662 and encodes 178 amino acids.
GCAUGAGUGUGUGUGGCUGAAGCUAAAGUUAGCUUAGCUUUCACUGUGUCCGCCUGCUAGUCCGACCAUGUGUCCGCACUGAGAAAAAGUUGAUUCAUCAUCCUAUUAAUAGGAGCAGCACCGACAUGGGCCCGAGAAAAAGGUCACAGCGAGGUCUGCAGGAUUUGGUGGUUAAACAGGCGAGGAUUGAACAGUCUGGCUGGACUGGGGUGAAUGAGCGAACCUUCAUAGCUGUGAAACCAGAUGGCGUUCAGCGGAGGCUCGUGGGAGAAGUCGUGCGUCGCUUUGAGAAGAAGGGCUUCAAACUGGUGGGCCUCAAGCUCGUGCAGGCAUCUGAGGAUCUUCUCCGGGAACACUACUGGGACUUGAGGAGCAAACCUUUCUUCAGCGGACUGAUCACCUACAUGAGCUCUGGACCGGUGGUUGCCAUGGUGUGGCAGGGUUUGGACGUGGUCAAGACGGCACGUAAGAUGCUGGGAGAGACCAAUCCUGCAGAUUCGCUGCCAGGAACCAUCCGAGGAGAUUAUUGUGUGGAAGUGGGCAGGAACGUGAUCCACGGCAGCGACUCGGUGUCGAGCGCCCAGAAGGAAAUCUCUCUGUGGUUUCGUCAGAAUGAGCUUCAGUGCUGGGAGCACAGCUGCAACAGCUGGAUCUACCAGUGAAGGUGUGUGUGUGCGCUGCAUCGACACCAGUGUUGUUACAAGAUGGAUCACUUCAUACCUCAGAUGCAGAUAUUUUUGUGGGCUUUAAUAGUUUGUAGACGCACAGAGGAAAAAAAAAAGGGUCAUUCUGCCUUGCUGGUUUUUUUGUUUCAUGUUUUAUUAUUUGCUUCUCCAAAGUAAGGUCAGACAACUUUACCAAGCAAAAGUGCACUAAGGUGAGCAAUAACCUGAUCUGAAACUUGACAAUGCCUGCUUCUGUGUUUAUUGUAGUUCCUGUUAAGUCCAGAACACGACAUCGUGUUGCAGUUUUUAAGCAAGAAGAUCAAAUUGAAGCAAUUCAUUUUUGUGGCGUCGUUAUGUUUAUGAGAUAAUGUGUUAGGGAGAUGGCUUCAUUCAAAUCUACCCUUUAUUUCUAUUUAAAGGUACAGUCCGUUUUUAUAUCCUUGUCUGUAUGCUGACGGCGUGGAAAGUUUGCACAAAAAUUGCACAAAACUUCUCAGAUUGUAUUGUGACCAGUUCACCCGAAAUCUGUCCAGCAUUUUUUUUUUAAAUCCUCUUUUGGCACUUAAAAUUAUGAAUUAAAUUAAGAGGCUUAUUUUUCAUGUCCAUGUUCUUCUGUAUCAGCCAUUGCAGUAAAAAAUGGAUGCAAUUAACUGACAAAAAUGCUGCCUUUUCCUGUACCUUCAAGUUAAAGGAAUGUAAAAGCAGAUUGCAUCGCUUUGAACUACUUGAAUGUACAGUUUCCAGCAUACAGCUCUAAAAAUAGUUUUGUAAUUUCAUGCAACGUUCAUAUCGGGCUCAGUCAGCAAAUUAAAAUGAAACUGAAUGAA